AUGCGCACCGCAGCAUCAGUCAAACCAUCCCACUACCCAGCGAUACCCUUCCACAUUAUCCGCGCAACGGGUCUCAUUUCGACCUUUAUCGUAGGCAUCAUUCUUGCUGUCUUCAUCACCAACCUACACAGCCAUGGCUACAAGCUUCCGUGGGCCUUCCUGGUCCUCCUAAUCGCCACCGUCCUGACCCUUCUCAACUACAUUCUCACGACACUGACCCACUGCUUCUAUGGCCUCUCCCCACGCCUCUCCCUAACCACCAAUUCCAUCCUCCUAGUUCUCUGGCUCAUCUCUCUCGGCCUCCUGAGCUACAGUCUCGCGCACACCAUCCUGACCAGCUGCACGGCCACUUACUGGGGCACCUCAACCGGCAUCAACGUGUGCCGCAUCUACAAGGCGCUCUUCGCGUUCACCAUCCUCGCGACCGCCGCCCACAUCGCCGCCGUCGUCCUCGAUGUGAUCGUCCGCCGACGUCAGACCCGCCUGGGCGAAUACGACCCCAUGGCCAGCAACGCCGCCCUCAACGACUACAAGAUGCACAACCGCGGGAGCAGCGUCAUGUCCGGCGGCGUGGGCCCCUACCACCCGGACGACCUGUAUGCCCAGCCGCAUCCCGCGCAGCAGGGGCCCUACGGGUACCCCGCCGGCCAGGAGGCCUAUCACGCUGCACCACCGCCCGACAUGUCGGGUCAGUAUAUGUCCCCCCCGCCGUCGUAUGGCGGGCUGGGAAACCACGCCGGCGCCGCAGCAGAGCACGACCACGCUCGCGAGGUGGAACAGUACGGCGACGCUGCGGCGGCGGGAGAUCUCGGGGCGCAACACCCCCUGCCGCGGGUGCGGUUCAGCGCGUAUGGAGCUUCGGCGUCCACCAUGGGCUAUACCCGUCCCGCGGAGCAGACGGGGUAUGAUGCCGGGGCGUAUCGCUAG
Molecule: messenger RNA, 927 nt
Organism: Aspergillus aculeatinus CBS 121060
Lineage: Eukaryota; Fungi; Ascomycota; Eurotiomycetes; Eurotiales; Aspergillaceae
Exons: 2
Coding region: 1-927 (308 amino acids)
Source: RefSeq, a predicted model, not a curated record